AUGGCCUGGGUUCCAGAAGGCAUCUCUGACAACGUGCUUGCCGCUGCCGUAGCGUCAACCAAUUGGGCCAGUGGAGGCUUCGUGGGUAUUGCUCCUCAUCUCCAAGCUUCAGCGAUACAUGCCUUCCGUAUCAACACCAAGUUCGUCAGUCAAUCGAUUCAGUACGAGCAAGGAAUGCAAGGACAAUACAUGGGCGAUAACGGCAAGGGCUUCGCCAAGAUCUUCAUCCAGGGCGUCACUGAGGGUGACGGCUUUGGUAACCGCUGGGUCCCUCACCAAUACAUUGACGUCGGUCCGCCGUGGGAGGAUGACAUUGAGAAUUGGAACUUGGAUCUACAGACAUCAGGGGCGAUAAGCACCAACCAGCUGUGGACACCUUCGUCUCUGCCUGACUCAACCGUCUUGGGGAAGACCAUCGCUCGUCUCAUAACGGCCUUUCGUCAUUCACCUCCACCCUUCGAUUCUGGCAAAAUCACGGACCUCAUCGACAGACAUGGCAUCUCAGCACUCACCAGGGUCAUCAUCGAUGGUAUCAAAAAAGCCGGUCUUUAUAAUAUUCUCGCCAGCAACAAGCCAUUCAAAGGUGUGGAUCUGAUCAGAGCCGCCAAGUAUCAGAUACGCGACCGCACUUCUUCCAAUGAAGCUGGUGCCUAUCUGAGACUGCAUCUUACCAACAAUAACGUAAAGUUAUGGACGCCAAAGGCCACCUAUGCCUACGUUGGUAAGACCAAUGAUUUUGCCAACCGCAAUCACGGCCACAACUACACUGCUUCAAGUUAUGGAGAAAUGACACGAAACUCCCAAACUCUUGUAAUGAUUGCACUCUGCAUUCUCGCCAAGACAGCAGAAGAUGGAAUGUUCUUUCUUACCGAACAAAUAUUCAUCUGUCUGCUGGAGACUUACAAGCCAAAUGUAGCUGAUCCAUCUAGAGCAACUCUUGGAACCUUGCGAUCCGUACAAACGGCCAAAUACUUCACAGACAUCGCCGAGGCAGUGUUUCGUACGACUGGGUGGCAGGGCUUCAUUAGUCGUGGACCGGAGUCAUGCGGUGUACAGUUUGGAGCCAAUUACAGCUCCCCUUUGUCUGAAUAUGUGUCCUCGUACGACAGAUUCCUUUUUAUUCGAACUGAUGUGAACAUCAAAGACGGAAAGACAGGAUCGGUCAUUCCUAUGGCCUACUAUCGACGUACUGGUCAUCAUACAUCACAGCCCGGUGUGUUAGUGAGAAGUGCGCUGUGCCGGGUAGAGUACAAGAACGGAAAGCCGAAGAGCGUUAUCAACUUUCAAUGGAAUAUCGCCAAAAAGACCGCGCAAACGCAUCCCCCUUCCGGAUCUCACGUCGAAGUUGUUUUUGAAGUUCGAAAAGACGGAACACCCCACCCGCAUGCGUGGGCGAGGCUUUCCGAUAUUGGUCCCUUCGAGAACUGGGGACAGGCAAACUCAUUUGCGUGCCGUCUCGAAUGGGAGUAUCCGCUGGGCUCCGGAAAGUGGCGUUUCACUUAUAUCCAUCGCACGAACAUCUUCACUAAAUUCGCCGAUGAUCAGGUGCCAGGAUCAUUACCAACAUACAGCGGGGCCAUAUCCUUCCUCCAAUGGCUUACGAACUCUACACCAAACCAUACCCACGGCUGGAUACCUAGGUUAGGCGGUGCGUGUUUUGCCCUGCAGAACGAGUACGACUUCAUGAACCAGAUCAUUAGAUUUCGGGAUCAGAAGAACGACAUCGUUAUGAUCUCUGGUCGUGCAAGGUCUGACCACGAGAUGAGAACCCUUAUGCGGCAACCGAAGUAUGGAUUCGGCCGAGUGGGAGGUGUCUAUGGUUUUCCAGAGGAUUCCAGGAUCAAGGCUGCACUGGUAUCCAUGCCAGUCGUCGGCAUCCCAGAGCGCGGGCAAAACUUCUCACAAAAGUGGAGGACUAUCACACAUGGCAAUCAGAUUGAUGAUGAUGGCAGCGACUGCGACGAGGAUGACAUAGUCGCAAAUGAGGAUGACGUUUAG
Molecule: messenger RNA, 1998 nt
Organism: Alternaria incomplexa
Lineage: Eukaryota; Fungi; Ascomycota; Dothideomycetes; Pleosporales; Pleosporaceae
Exons: 2
Coding region: 1-1998 (665 amino acids)
Source: RefSeq, a predicted model, not a curated record